Neltuma alba is the source of this 829-nucleotide messenger RNA. Its product is annotated as putative vesicle-associated membrane protein 726. Bases 1 to 666 code for a protein of 221 amino acids. Gene Ontology annotation, biological process: vesicle-mediated transport. The transcript is spliced from 5 exons. Lineage: Eukaryota; Viridiplantae; Streptophyta; Magnoliopsida; Fabales; Fabaceae. The record is from RefSeq and is a predicted model, not a curated record. Gene Ontology annotation, cellular component: membrane.
AUGGGACAAAAAUCUCUGAUCUACAGCUUCGUUGCUCGAGGCACCGUGGUUCUCGCAGAGUACACUGAAUUCACGGGAAACUUCACGACUAUCGCCUCUCAAUGCCUCCAGAAGCUUCCUUCUUCCAAUAACAGAUUCACUUACAAUUGCGAUGGUCACACUUUCAAUUAUCUCGUCGAGAAUGGCUUCACCUAUUGUGUGGUGGCGGUUGAAUCUGCGGGAAGGCAGAUUCCCAUUGCGUUUCUUGAGCGCAUCAAAGAAGAAUUCUCCAAAAAGUAUGGCGGAGGUAAAGCAGCCACUGCUUCAGCUCGUGCCCUCAACAAAGAAUUUGGGCCUAAGUUAAAAGAGCAAAUGCAAUACUGUGUGGAUCAUCCUGAAGAGAUUAGCAAACUUGCCAAAGUGAAGGCUCAAGUUUCUGAAGUCAAGGGUGUCAUGAUGGAGAACAUUGAGAAGGUUCUUGAUCGUGGAGAGAAGAUUGAAUUGCUAGUGGAUAAGACUGAAAACCUCCGUUCACAGGCACAGGAUUUUAAAACGCAGGGCACAAAGGUGAAGAGGAAAAUGUGGAUUCAGAACAUGAAGAUGAAGUUGAUUGUUUUUGGUAUUGUGAUUGCCUUAUUUUUGAUCAUUUUUAUGUCUGUUUGUCGUGGCUUCAGCUGCAUAAGUUGAUCCUACUGGCUAGUUUUGCUUAUUGUUUCUUCCCCAACCAUCCCAUUCAGACCCAUUACAUUCAUUUUUGUCCCUUACACAUACGUUUGUGCUGCCGUUUAUUUGCAACUUCUGUGGAAUAUGAUCUUUUGUUGUUGGCUUUCUCUCUUCUUUUCUAUGGUAA